AUGCCCGAAAACUCGGUGGUAGUCCAGGUAAUGCAGGCCCUUGGUGGCGGAGUCGCCGGAGCUAUCACCCGCAGCAUCACCCAGCCGCUGGACGUGCUGAAGAUCCGCUUCCAGAUGCAGGUGGAGCCGGUCACCAACGACAAGGGGUCCAAGUACCGCGGGGUCAUCCACGCCUUUAAGUCGAUAUACGCUGAGGAGGGAAUGCGAGGCAUGUUCCGGGGUCACAACUCUGGCCAGGUCCUCAGUGUCACGUACGCCUUGGUGCAGUUCUGGUCCUACGAACAGCUCCGCGCACUGGCCCACCAGUCGGACUACUGGAACCAGCGUCCCUUCCUCAUGUUCUUCGUCUGCGGCGGCCUGGCGGGAUGCCUGGGAGCCGUGGCCGCCCAGCCACUCGACGUGGUGCGGACCCAGAUGGUGGCUGCCGAUCCCUCCUCGAACCGCAGCCAGAUGAGCACCCUGAGUGGACUGCGAAGGGUCUUCAGGCUGGAGGGCUGGGCGGGGCUUUCGAGAGGAUUGCCCUUCCAGUUGGUGCAGGUCUUCCCGCUGGUGGGGGCCAACUUCCUCCUCUACAAGUACCUGAAUGCCCUGGUGCUCAUGGCCAUGCCGCCGGCGCCGCCCGACCACCGCCAGGAGAUCCACGGCGGCUUCCUUUUCCUCAACGGAGCGCUGUCCGGGGUGAUUGCCAAGAUGAUCGUCUACCCGGCGGACCUGCUCAAGAAGCGCAUCCAGCUGAUGGCCUUCAAACAGGAGCGCAAGACCUUCGGCCGCAACCCCGAAUGCCCAACGGUCCUGGGCUGCAUCGCCGCCACGUUCCGGGUGGAGGGCAUUGGAGGCUUCUACAAGGGAAUGUCGCCCACCCUCUUCAAGGCCGGACUGACCAGCGCCGUUUACUUCUCCAUCUACGACAUGUUCAAGCGCCACCUGAUUGGCCCCGUGAAGGAAGCCGACAAAAGUCGGCAAAAGCUUGGGAAGUAGACGUAUCACAUCUUUGUUAAUUUUGAGCAGCAUCGCGUGAGGACGUGUGGAAUAUGGAUGAGCGAACGAGUCGAAUAUAAGUUAAAAGUUCCUUUGAUGGAGUGAGCUGGAGGCGUGA
Molecule: messenger RNA, 1096 nt
Organism: Drosophila suzukii
Lineage: Eukaryota; Metazoa; Arthropoda; Insecta; Diptera; Drosophilidae
Gene: Tpc2
Product: Thiamine pyrophosphate carrier protein 2
Biological process (GO): transmembrane transport
Molecular function (GO): transmembrane transporter activity
Source: RefSeq, a predicted model, not a curated record